Messenger RNA from Closterium sp. Yama58-4, 2487 nucleotides. The record is from the annotation of a GenBank genome assembly. Lineage: Eukaryota; Viridiplantae; Streptophyta; Zygnematophyceae; Desmidiales; Closteriaceae.
AUGAUCCAUGCAGCGGCUCCCCAUUUUCUGUGGCCGUUUGCGGUCCGGUACGCCGCGCAUCAGCUCAACCUCUGGCCCCGUGUCUCCUUGCCGGAGACCUCGCCCACAUUGCUGUGGACGGGGGAGGUUGGCGAUGCGUCGCGAUUCCGGGUCUGGUUUUACGACCCCGCCUCGCGCCGUGUCUUUGCGUCUCAGGACGUCACCUUUGACGAGUCCGUCCCCUUUUACCGUCUCUUUCCCUACCGCACUGCCUCUCGCCCCCCCCCGCCGCUCUUUCUCGCUCCAGGUCCUCCCCAGGUAGACCCCCUCCCCGCGCCAGGUCCUGCUCCUUCAGGUGUUUCUCAGGUAGACCCUCCCGUGCCUGCGCCUGUUGAGGUCACUAGUGACUUGGGUCCUGCUGGGGGUGGUCCUGCUCGGGGUGCUGUCUCUGGGGGUGCUAAGCCUGAGGGUGCGGAGCCUGAGCGUGAGGAGCCUGGGGGUGCUGAGCCUGGGGGUGCGGAGUCUGGGGGUGCUGAGCCUGAGCGUGAGGAGCCUGGCGGUGCUGAGCCUAGGGGUGCGGAAUCUGGAGUGGCCGCCUUCGUCCGCGUGCGCCUCUCUCCCCACGAGUGCUACACUCGCCAUCAGGGUCGCGCUGCUGGAGUUCGGGGCUCGGUCGCUGGAGGUGGUUCUACUGUCGUCGCUAGAGCUGGGAGAGGUACUGGUACCCUGUCUACAGGAGGUGCUGGAGUAGCUGGUCCCGGAGGAACUCGUACUGGAGGUACUGGAGCUGCUGGGGCUGGAGGUGCUGCGUCUGGGGGUGCUGCUGCUGGAGACACUGGGACUGGAGGUGCCGGUUCUGGGGGUGCUGCUGCUGGAGACGCUGAGGCUGGAGACCCUGGGAUUGGUGGUGUCGGUUCUGGGGGUGCUGCUACUGGUGGCGCUAGUCCUGGAGGUGCUGGCGCUGGAGGUGCUGGAGCUGGCGGUGCUGGAGCUACAGGCGGUGCUGGAGCUACUAGAGGUGCUGGAGCUGCUGUAGGUACAAGAGCUGCUGGAGGUGCUGGAGCUGCUGGAGGUACUGGAGCUGCUGGUGCUGGUGGCACUACGGAGCCACGACUGUUCUUCGCUCCGCCGUCUCCGUCGUCUCUGCCACCGCCUGACACUGUACUUCGUCAGGUUCUUACUCUCCCGUCGUCUACUGGUCUUCCAUUACAGCCUGGCUCACCGCUGCCUGCUCCUUCUCCUUACACUGAGCAGCAUGAUAGUCGUGUUGCGCGUCGUGCGCCUGCGUUGCGUCCUGCCUCGCCUCCUAUUCCUCUGCCGCCUCCUCCUGCGUCUUCCCUGCCUGACGUUCCGGACCAUGAGUCUGACCAGUUUCGUGCCGCACACCCUACGGUCACGCGUCUGUUAGCCACGGUUGUCACUGACCCGUCGUUUGAGUCUGCUGCUGCGUCUGCCUUAGUCGCUGAGCUUGUUGACUUUGCUGCUGCCUAUCGUCUAGACUACGCCGCUAGUCUUGUUGCUGAGUUUGAGUCUGUCUGUCCUCCGUCCGUCAGGGGUGAGUGUGCUCUUGGCACGGACGUCCUUGAGGACAGGCACGAGGACCUUGAGGUGAAGCGGCCGCCGGGUUCUCCGCCUGUCUUCAAGGCUCGUUACGUUGCUAGAGGCUUCAGUCAGCGUGAGGAAGUUGACUUCUUCCAGACCUUCUCCCCCACCCCAAAGAUGACCACUCUUCGGGUGCUGCUGCACGUUGCCGCUCUGCGUGACUACGAGCUUCACUCUCUUGACUUCAGCACAGCCUUCUUACAGGGCAGCCUGCACGAGGAGAUCUGGCUGCGCCGCCCACCUGGCUUCACUGGGUCGUUCCCUCCUGGCACCCAGUGGAGCCUCCGGCGGCCAGUCUACGGUCUCCGCCAGGCGCCUCGUGAGUGGCACGACACACUGAGGACUACACUUGCGGCUCUUGGGUUUGCUCCUUCGACUGCUGACCCGUCGCUGUUUCUGCGCACCGACACUUUGCUGCCGCCGUUCUACAUCCUCGUGUACGUUGACGACUUGGUCUUUGCCACUGCUGACACUGAGGCUCUCGCCCUGGUGAAGUCGGAGCUGCAGAAGAGACACACGUGCACAGACCUGGCUCCACCUUCGGACGAGUCCGUAGAGCCGAGUGGUCCUUACGCAGAGCUAGUGGGCUGCCUCGUGUACCUGAUGACCUGCACUCGACCUGACCUCGCGUACCCUCUUGGCCUUUUGGCUCGCUACGUGGCUCCUGGUCGGCACCGAAAGGUGCACAUAGAUGCUGCUAAGAGGGUAUUGCGCUACCUGUGCAGUACAUCGGGCACGGGGCUCGUGUUGGGAGGACGGAGCGACGUUGUCCUCACUGGACACUCUGACGCGUCUUGGGUUGACGACCAGGCUACACAGCGGUCGUCACAGGGUUACACCUUCAGCCUUGGCUCUGGCUCUGUUUCUUGGCGGUCUACGCGCUCGUCUUCUGUUCUCAGCUCCUGA